AUGCAAAGUAAAGACGCCAAUCCCGCACAUUCAUCGUCUGCAUCAUUUCGCGGACCACCGCAGCCCAGCAGUCUUCUUCUGCUGCUGCAAACAAGCAGCAGCAGCAGCAGCAGCAGCAGCAGCAGCAGUAGCAGCAGCAGCAGCAGUAGCAGCAGCAGCAGUAGCAGCAGCAGCAGCAGUAGCAGCAGCAGCAGCAGCGAAGCGGGAGCAGCAGGGACAGGCGCAGCAGCAGCAGCGGCAGUAGUAGCAGCAGCAACAGCAACAGAAGCGAUAGCAGUGCCGGCAGAAUCAGCAGCAGUAGCAGCAGCAGACCACAGCAGCAGCAGCAGCAGCAGCAGCAGCAGCAGACCACAGCAGCAGCAGCAGCAGCAGCAGCAGCAGCAGCAGCAGCAGCAUUAG
Molecule: messenger RNA, 399 nt
Organism: Eimeria necatrix
Lineage: Eukaryota; Apicomplexa; Conoidasida; Eucoccidiorida; Eimeriidae
Exons: 1
Coding region: 1-399 (132 amino acids)
Source: RefSeq, a predicted model, not a curated record